This is a messenger RNA of Sphaeramia orbicularis (orbiculate cardinalfish), 3838 nucleotides long. Its product is annotated as fms related receptor tyrosine kinase 3. Bases 55 to 3102 code for a protein of 1015 amino acids. The transcript has 24 exons. NCBI's taxonomy places the organism in Eukaryota, Metazoa, Chordata, Actinopteri, Kurtiformes, Apogonidae. Gene Ontology annotation, biological process: multicellular organism development; cytokine-mediated signaling pathway; cell surface receptor protein tyrosine kinase signaling pathway. Gene Ontology annotation, cellular component: plasma membrane; signaling receptor complex. The record is from RefSeq and is a predicted model, not a curated record. Gene Ontology annotation, molecular function: transmembrane receptor protein tyrosine kinase activity; growth factor binding; ATP binding.
CUGUUUAUAAAGGGACUGGCUCACAUCUUUGUCAAAGUUUCACAGUCUGAGCUGAUGAAAUGUGACAGAACAGCAUCAAGACGGAGGCGCACAAAUAUGAUUACGGCUGUUUUUCUGCUGUGCACUGUCGGGGUGUAUUGCUCUGAUGGUGUUUCAGCACAGACACCAUCCUGUGAACCCAGUAAAGAGGUGGUAUGUUUUGUGCCAGCUGAUUUUCUGAAUGCAUCCCGUCCUGUUAGCAUUGAGGUGUAUGUUGGUCAGAAACUCGUCAUCUCCUCGGACCACAUGUCUGGACAUCCUGUCUGUCACUGGGUUCAAGGAGAAGUCCCCGUAAAAACAAUAAAUGGAAGUGACCUGAUGGUUCUACCAUUACUUUCUGAGAGAGACUCUGGAGAGUACACCGUGCACUGUGAAACUGAAAAUGGGUCCAUAUCUUCAGUAAAGGUGUCUCUUCAUGCUGUAAUGAAACAUCCCACAAAACCACGGCUGGUUCUGGUCCCAGCAGAAGAUCCACGUCGGUCCCCUUACUUCAAGUGCAUUGCUGAUGACUUUCCAAAACCCUCAAUUAAAUGGUCUGGAAACAAUGAUGGGGAAAAUGUUCCUGCAAGUGGUAACAGGGUAGAGAACAAAAUAAGUACCACCAGAUAUUCCGAUACAGGAGUUACAUGCUGCGCUGUCAAUGGUGAAGAACAAGAAUGCUCCCAACUAUACGACUAUGACCUAGGCCUUGACUCUAUGAAAAAUGAGUUUUCUGAUGUAACCCUGAGUCCUGGUGAGUCGUUACUGCUUCGCUGUCGGACACAUCGGGCACUUCCAACACCUGUGUGGGAGAAAGAUAACCAAACGAUGGCUGCCAGCAAUAUACCAUGCUCAUCAGAGAUCUGCAUUAAAGAGAACAGACAUUAUCAAAGUGUGAUGACAUACCUGUUUGUUGAAUCAGUUAAAGUCACCCACAGUGGUACAUAUACAUGCAGAGGUCCAAAAAACAAAACAAAGUCUGUCCAUGUUCACAUCCAGGCUGAAGGUUUCCUUUCUAUCCAGCUGGAUGAAAGGAAAAUCAUACCAGCCUGGUCCACACCAAACCCCUGCUUGCAGUCCAAUAUUUCAUACCAUCCUGUGCUUCAGCAGUGUACCUGGGAGGCUCCUAACAAAAUUAAAACUAAAUGCACCAGAGAAGAAUGGGUAACAAAGCAUAGGAAAGUGACACUAUGUCAGCUCGAAACAGGGGAAUAUAAAUUACACAUGGAGGCUGGAGGACAGAAAAAAACAAAGACUGUGUCAGUGUGUCUUGUAGAGAAACCAAGCUUCAAAUUUGAUAUCAGUGAGGAUAACAAUACUUUCAACAUGAAGACUGUGAGUCUUGUGCCAGCAAAUUAUACUUGGAUGUCUUGCUCAAAUGCCAGUUGCGAAACAGAGUCAUCCUGGGAAGAAGUCCCAGAAACCUCCCAGACAGAUGCAGAGGUUUCCUGUAGCAAGACAAUCAAGAGUUCCUUGAGCAGACAUGCUGUGUAUGGACAACAAGUAAUGUUUUGCGUCACUAACUCAGUUGGAACCUGGUGCCAUCAACCCACAGUAUACUACCCACCCAGGCUUCAGCACUCCACAGGUCUUCCACAUCCUGAUAACCUCAGCCCAAUGGCUCUGAGAGUUGGCAGUAUUCUCCUCUUUUUGGCUUUGACCAUUGUCACUAUCGUCCUUUUGUAUUAUGUCAGGAAAAAGAAACCCCAGUAUCAGCCACAGCUACAAAUAAUCCAGAUGGUUGGACCAAAUGAUAAUGAUUACAUCUACAUUAACUUCAAGGACUUUGAAUAUGAUCCAAAGUGGGAGUUUCCCAGGGAGAACCUGGAACUGGGUAAAGAACUAGGCUCUGGGGCUUUUGGCAUGGUGGUCCAGGCCACAGCUUAUGGCAUCAACAAGCCUGGGGUAUCACAGCAGGUGGCCGUCAAGAUGCUUAAAGAAAAACAUCAAACCGUGGAGAAGGAGGCGCUCAUGUCAGAGCUCAAGAUGCUGACUCACAUCGGUCACCAUGCCAACAUUGUUAACCUGCUCGGGGCAUGCACAGAGUCAGGACCCAUAUACCUGAUUUUCCAGUACUGCUGUUAUGGUGACCUGCUGAACUAUCUUAAGGAAAACAGUCAACGCUACCACAAGUCUGUGACUGACGCCUUUAACAGGGACCGUUUCAGCAGCCUUUACCACAACCUGAAACCCAGCAAAGCCUCUAGUGACCUACAAACAGUGGACAACUACGUGCCUAUGUACAGUUCUACCACCAGGGGGCAGGAGGAUAUUGCUCUGCUCACACUCAACUCUGGGGACAUGAACAGCCUUGAAGACCCAGAGAUGUAUGUAAAUCCAGAUGAACAGACUGAGGACCUGCAAGCCCUGACCUUUGAUGACCUGCUGAGCUUUGCCUUCCAAGUGGCAAAGGGCAUGGAGUUUCUGUCCUCUAAAAAUUGUAUUCAUCGUGACUUGGCUGCUCGAAACAUUUUGGUAACAAAAGGUCGACUGGUGAAAAUUGGUGACUUCGGACUGGCCCGGGACAUCGACAAUGACUCCAACUAUGUUGUAAGAGGAAAUGUACGUUUGCCGGUGAAGUGGAUGGCACCAGAGAGCAUCUUUCAGGGGAUGUACACCAUGAAGAGCGAUGUUUGGGCUUAUGGGAUUCUGCUCUGGGAGAUAUUCUCACUAGGUGUUACACCAUACCCUGGCAUGAAGGUGGAUCACACGUUCUACUCUUUGAUUGAGAGAGGAUUUAAGAUGGAGUGUCCAUACUAUGCCAACGAGUCUGUCUACGGGAUGAUGUGUAAAUGUUGGGCCCUUGAACCCAGUGACCGCCCUUCAUUCUCAAAGUUGCUGUCUUUUAUGUUUGACCAGCUGGCAGACAUAGAGGACAAGCUCUACCAUAACAUGAUUGACCGCUCCUCCGGUGACUACCAGAAUGCCAUUUUGGACAUUUCGGCAUUGACAAAAGAAAAAACAGCACAGUCAAAAAAUGACUACUGUCUAGUCAACGCAACUGAGGAAAGCAAACCAACAAUGUGUGAGUCAGACACCACGACCGCUGAUGACAAACCCCUGAAACAAAGUGGUACAGAGUGAUCACUUACCACUCAAUGGAUCGAAAGGUUCAAACCAUUUCAUCUAUGCUCUGAAACAUUUUACUUAAUUAUCUUUGAGGAGUCAUAUUAAUAAUUGUAUGCUUUUUCUUUAUAUUCUGUUAAGUAUUACAAGCAUUUUCAGAAUCCCAGAUGGGUUCAGAUAAAAUAUUGUUACUUUUAUUUUUUUUUUAACAGAUCAAGGUAUGAAUGUAAAUGCUCAGCACUAUACUGUAGACAUGUGAACUGUAGAGUCUAUAAAUGCACAUCUGUACUGUAGCAGCCUUUGGUUUCAGAUGUGUUUUUACUAUGCAAAUGGCAGCAAUCUAAUACUUAUUAUAAUGGCACUUUUCAUGUUUUUCUCUGUCAAGGCCUUUCCACUGUGUUUUAAUGUCAAGAUUCAUAGCUGCCUCUCAGUGUACUUUAUAAUAACAUUUUUUUUUUGUUUUGAGACACAUUUCUCAUACUCCAAUUUAUAUUGUGUGUAUUUGCAGAAGUGUAAAAAUUAUGCACAUUCUUUACUCACAUAGAAGUACAGAUACUUGUGUUAAAAGAAGACUGGUAAAAGUAGCACUGAUUCAGUACCUUUACUUGAAAGAAAGUAAAAAGUACAGACUUUAAUAAAUGUAGUACAAGUGCAUGAAAGUAAAAAGUGAAUUUUUACCUGCUGUUUAUAUACAAAGCUAAUGUAACUGAAUAAAUUGAAUUUGCAACUAAAAUAAAAAAAAAACUGAACAUGA